CAUACAUACUGGAGAAGGGAGCUGGAGACAAACUUGAGACACGAGGCAAGUAAAGGACUUAUGUAAAUAUCUACGUAUAUAUAAUGCCCUACGCACAACGAAAUGUUCAGUUCACUUCCAAUAAGUAGCCUGACACUUACUCUCUCCGUUUGUCAGCAAGACGAGCUAAAUAAAGUCUCAAGUCUCCUCAUCAAGUUUUUUCAUCAAGUCCAGAUUUUCAUCCAACGAUGAAUUCAUCAAUAACUAGGGCUAUUCUCAUCUUCGUGCUUCUAGUCUUCGUGCAAAAUUCUUUUGCACAAAUAGGGAUUCAACCCCAAACCUCAAAAGAAGGAGAUGAAAAUAUGGUUUUUUACAACGUCACGAGAUGCAGCUCAAGCAUUUCCGCUCCGAAGGGCCACGUCCGACGGAUUCAAACCAAUGGAAAGUGUGUGAACGUCUACUCUUCCGAAAAUUGUGCAGGAUGGUUUGCUAGGUUGGAGUCUGGAGAGGUCGCACUUUCCACCUUCUCGGCCGACACGUCUUUCUGGAAUGGAAAUGAUUUUAAAGUCACUAAACUUAUAGUUCGAUCGAUUGGACCAUGCUUCGAUAAGUGCGACGCCAGAAAUUGGCACAACGACACAAAGGCCAAUACCACAGUGGAAUUAUUCCAAAAGCCAGAAUUUGAAGGCAACCACUCAUCACUCGUGAUCAAUGGGGACGCCUGUUUCCCUCUCCCUUUCCAAGGCCAAAAUUUGAAAUCCAUUCGAAUCCAUGGGAAUAUGACCUCCUGCAUCGAGCUCCAUGAAAGUGUCAACUGCGGAGGGAGAUAUACGCAAUUACGACCUGAAUACCCGGACAUGCAUCAAUUGCCCAUCUGGACAUCGAAGGCUGUGGCCAUUUCUAGGUGUGGAAUCUUUUGCGACAAGACCCCUCCAAAAGUCAACCAAAUUGCGGAAGAAAAGUUGGGCGACAACUUGGUCACAGUUUUCGACCAUUCCGGAUUUUACGGCACCGCCAUGAACAUUAACCUCACCGGCGGCUGCAUUACUUUGGACCAGAGCUUUAAAAACUUCUCGAUCCGGUCCUACAGCCAGUGCGUGGUCUUCUACGAGGAGCCUGACUGCAUGGAUACGUCGGGAUAUUCUCACCAAACCAGUGGUCAAUCUUCGGAUUACUACGCCCAGGCACAUUUGACGAGGACUUAUCCCAAGGUCCUUAGGUCCAUCCAACUUUGCGAACACGACCUGAAAAUUAACAAUGUUGAACCUAAAUUUGCAUUUGUUGUUUCCCACAUUUGGGAAAUGAGCACAUUCGUCCUUUCCGUGGUGCUGUUGCUCGUGCUUAUCGGAGUGGGCGCGUCCUGCGCAAAUAAGAGGUGCAAGGACAAACCCUGUGAUAAGCUGGAGGAAGAGGACAGAUCUGAUGUUCUGUGCACAUCUGAAUCUCAAAUAUAAUUGGUUUAAUGAUAUUUGUGUAUACAAAUUAUUUUAGGGUUCCUACAAUAUUUAUUUAUAUCUGUCAUAUGUACCAAAUAAUUUAUCAACAUUGUUCCAAUCCAUCCUAUUUCAUAACUGCUAAUUUAAUUAUGCCACGACAAAUAUUAUUUUUAUACAAAAAUAAAUACAUAUUGACAUAAUCUGUAUAAUGAAAUUUGUUUACAUUCAUUUGACAUAAAAUCGUCGAGUUUCAUAGUUGAGAUAUGUAAGAAGGAAAUUAGUCACCUUGUCUAAUACCACCUUAAUUAUUAUAUGCAUACAUAUGUAUAUGUACGUACAUAAGUAAUAAUACUGUCUAAAUAUGUCCAUAAUUUCAAUAAAAAUAUAUACAUACAAAUGUUCUUUUUCAAAAAAUUUCCAUCAAAUUCUCAUCAUUUCUUGAUUAACAAUUAGAAGCACAUUGGUCGUGUGGGUAAUGAGGUACUAUCAUCAUGAUAGUAUCAUCAUGAUACUAUCAUGUAGCUCUUUUUGUACUUUUUAUAUACACGAAAAAUAUGCCACCUCCAUGGCGAUAUAAUUUUUAGCCACUUAAUUUCAUAAUUCUCCCUUCUGCUUUCUGAGAAGUAGCAUCCACGCCUAUGUCUGUACAUCGACACCCAAGUUUUAUAUAUGAGAACAGCAUGACGAUAAAAACAAGAAUUAGGACCAUGAAGGGAAGACGGUAGAAAAUUAAGUAAGUAUGAUCCAUUUUCUCUUAAGUGGAACCGCGCUCAAUGACCUGUGCAUUUCGACCCGCUUGGUAGAUAUUUAUAAAGUCUUUCGUAAAUUGUAGGUAGGAACCAGACAUGUCAGUGUUUGUUUCGAAGGAUUUAUCUUUCUUCAUUCUUGGUCACCAAUACGACUUUCCGUAACUACCUUCCAAUUUGCGAUUUUCACUCGAAAUCCGAAAUGUACUUGCUGGUUUUGCGCCAUUAACGUUCGAAUUUUUCUAUCUCUUUCGCGUUGAAACGAAGAUUAGAUUCCGUUCUAUCCCACAAUGUCAAAAACUUGCCACUUUCUCCCAAAUAAAGGUCAUUUAUGGGGUUUACUGUUUUAGGGGUAUCUUUCUCAAUGCUAACCGUGGCAUGACCAAUUCGGAAUUUUACAGGGAGUUCAGUUUUUAUGCACAAGUUUUGUUGAUAAUCUAGACUGGCAGGGCUGCCUGCGUGAAAAAAUGUGUUUUCCGAAGUCUUUAAGGGAUCAGGGUUGACGUAGGUCUCGUCAUAAAUGGUGAUAAUUUUUAAUGACAGUUGGAGACAAAGUUUUUUGCAACAUUUUUGGAAGGUAAUUUUUCGGUAUUUAACGUAUUUUGCAAGACUUUGUUUGAUUUUUUCUGUAAUCCCCACUUUAUGAACUUUAAGGCUGCACAACAAACUUUUUGAAAUUUUCAGUUCCAGAAAAUUUACUUUUAU
Folsomia candida is the source of this 2866-nucleotide messenger RNA. RefSeq lists its product as uncharacterized. The transcript has 3 exons. The coding region runs from base 228 to 1433 and encodes 401 amino acids. The record is from RefSeq and is a predicted model, not a curated record. NCBI's taxonomy places the organism in Eukaryota, Metazoa, Arthropoda, Collembola, Entomobryomorpha, Isotomidae.